Messenger RNA from Dunckerocampus dactyliophorus (ringed pipefish), 3945 nucleotides. It is a transcript of the gene snx29, whose product is annotated as sorting nexin 29. The transcript has 22 exons. Lineage: Eukaryota; Metazoa; Chordata; Actinopteri; Syngnathiformes; Syngnathidae. The record is from RefSeq and is a predicted model, not a curated record. The coding region runs from base 313 to 2820 and encodes 835 amino acids. Gene Ontology annotation, molecular function: phosphatidylinositol binding.
ACACGGCUCAUCAGUAGUCGAUUUUAGCCUGCUUCCUGUUUUCGCAGUGUCACAGUCUGUUGGCGCGUAACACUCACACUUGCAUGUCACCCCGCGGAAGUCGCUCAGCCCCGGCGACUCACCACCGGCAGGCCUUUCCUCUCACCGACUGAGCAUCGCUCCUUGAGCCGUGUUGGGGUGGGUCAAGCUCGGCCACGGAGACGGCAUGGGCCCGGCCCCUCGCUAGCUUCGGUGGCGGAUGACUAGCAGCUACAAAGAGCGAUGAAUAAGCAACCAGCUUGAAUAUUUCUGCGCCUCAAGUUUGCUGUCACAAUGAACGGCACUCUGCAGAGUGAUGCCAAGAGGCAGAACCUCCUGGAGAGGGUGUUGGAUGCUGUUAAGCAAUGCCAAAUCCGCUUUGGAGGAAGAAAAGAAAUUGCGACAGACUCGGACAGCAGGGUGAUCUGUCUUUGUGCCCAGCUUGAAGCUGUGCUGCAGCAUGGCUUGAGGAAGAGCAGAGGUCUCGCCCUCACCGCCGCCGCCCUCAAGCAGGCUGCGGGCUUUAGCAGUAAGGCCGAAGCAGAGUUCACCUUCUGGUUCUACGUGAAGGAGCAUCUCAACAGGCACGAGCUCCAGCGCUUCUACUCACUCCAGCACAUUUCUUCAGAGCUGGGCCGCGGUCGUGCUUGGCUGCGCUGCGCUCUUAACGAGCACUCAUUGGAGCGCUACCUGCACAUGCUGCUGGCUGAUCGACCACGCCUUGGUGCUUACUAUGAAGAAUGGGCUUUUAUGUUCGAUGAAGAGAGAGCCAGCAUGCUUCCCACCAUGGCCGCAGGUUUAAACUCCAUCCUCUUUGCCAUCAAUAUCGACAACAACGACUUGAACGGAGGGCCGUCAAGAGGAGGUGGCUCCACCAUGACGCACCUCCUCAAGGAGUCCACGCAGGGUAUCGGCAGCCUGUGGAAGGAGUCCACACAAGGGGUUAGCACUCUGCUUCGAGAGAUCAGCACCGCCACAGCCGUGGUUCCGGGCUUCAGCCCCAGAGUGGACGGACCCUCUGACCCACUGCCUGUGCUGCCACGCAGCACCUCCGCUGAUUCAGGGCUGAGGAGGGAACGGCGGAGAAAGAAGAAGAUCACUAACAUUAUUUCCUUUGAUGAUGACCUGGAUGGAGGAGCUGAGGACGAAGAAGACGGUGAGGAGGACUUCCAGAAGACUGUGGAGAUGAUGAGCAAGAGUCAGGCCAGUCCUGUUCAGAGCAGCGUGGAGGAAGGGCUUGAUCUCCUGGAGCCGUCCUUCUCUGAGUCGCAAAACGGGCUGGUCGACCCGGGUUCCUUGAGCUGGGUGGGGUCGCCGCGUCCUCCUCGUACGCCGCCCAUGCCUACGCCUCUCCGGCCAGACAGUAAGAGUAUAGAUAACGAAGAGGAAGAGGACGAAGAGGACGAGGAAGAGAAGUACAAACCCAGAAGGCACUUCCAGGAGGAAGAGAGGACCAAUGACCAGAUGCUGGUGGGAAGUCUGUCCAGUGUGUCCACGUGGAGCCCCGUGCAGGUGCUGACGGACCACAGCAGCUCAGACAUCCUCAUCCCCCUCAACGCUGCAACCCCCCAGCCAGUCAACUCCGUGGAGGACUCGGCGGCCUUUCCUGCUCAGUGUGAGUCAGCGCGACCUGCGGAGAGCUGUGAUAGCCUCAGAUCACAGCUCCCACCAAAUAUGGAGUCCAGUCCAUUGGCGCUGUCUUCUCCACUCAGCAGCGGGCUGCCAGCAUCUGCUCUGCCUGAGUCCAUGACAGUCGUGGAGCUGCGUCAGGCUAUUGUAGCCAUGAUGAACAGGAAAGACGAGCUGGAGGAACAAAAUGGGUCUCUUCGCAGCCUGCUGGAUGGGGAAAUGGAGCAUUCAGCAGGUAUGAGGCAGGAAACGGAGCUGCUGAAGACGAAGCUAGCUGAGCUGGAGGAGAGACAUAUGGUUAAGGUCCAGGCACUGGCCAGGGAGAAUGAGGUCCUGAAGGUCCAGUUGAAGAAGUAUGUGGGGGCGGUGCAGAUGCUGAAGAGAGAGGGGAGCCAGGGCAAUGACGGUCUGUCAGUCUUGCAGUUGAGUGAAGAACAUACCCUUGCCCCUCAGAGUAAGUGCAUGGGUGACACUGAGGAGUUGGCAGCCAGCUAUGAACGUAAGCUCAUAGAGGUGGCCGAGAUGCACGGAGAGUUGAUCGAAUUUAAUGAAUCCCUGUAUCGCACCCUCAUGGCCAAAGACCACCUCAUUGUGCAGAUGAGACAGGAACUCAUUGAGCUGAGAGGACCGGUUCCAGGUGAUUUAAGCCAGACAUCAGACGACCCCAGCCUCUCUGAUUUGGAAACGACUCAUCGGGCACUCAUCAACGUGUGGAUCCCUUCUGUGUUCCUGCAGGGCAGAGCCGCUAAUGCCUACCAUGUCUAUCAGGUUUAUAUCCGCAUCCUGGACAACGAGUGGAAUGUGUACAGACGCUACACCGAGUUUAGGGAGCUUCACAAUCGCCUGAGGUCCCAGUUUCCACAGGUGGACACGUUCAACUUCCCACCAAAGAAGGCUAUUGGGAACAAGGAUGCCAAGUUUGUGGAGGAGAGGAGGAAACAGCUGCAGGGUUACCUUCGUAUGGUCAUGAAUAAACUCAUCCAAACGUUGCCAGAGUUCACGGCCUGCCCCACCAAGGAGACCCUGCUGUCUCUGCUGCCUUUCUGUCUGGACACACCUCAGAAUGAGAGCGGAGCCAAGACGCCCCGGUCCAAAACAUCAUCCCGCUUUCCAAGACUCGGUCGCAGCUCCCACCAGGAAGCCAGACCUGAACCGCAGAGUGGCGACCUUUAACUCUCAUAUUCCUUUUUUGUUAUUCAUGAUGGUGAGGACACCUGACUCGGAGGGCAUCUAAUGUAACUUUCUGGCCAGAUAGUCUCAGCCAAGGAGAUAUUUAAAGAUUUCUGAUGCCUGAUUGGAGGAUAGAUGUCAUCGAUGAGGCUGGACCAAAUCGCACAGCACCUCUUACCUACCUGAGAGACGGACUACCUGGACUGCCACUAUGAGAUGCUGGAUUUUAUUUCUUACUAUGCUCAUUUUUGGAGUGUGUGCCUAAAAUGUCUUAUAGCUGCAUCACUGAUAGGGAGGGAGCGGUUCUGUCAACAUCAUGGUGCCAUUUCAUGUUAGCUGUGACUGGUGUGGACCACCAGGUAAUGUAUCCUAUUUCUAUUUUCUUUACGUCUAAAUGGCUGUCAUAAUAAUGUCCAGGUAUAGCUGAGCAAAAACACCUUCAUACUGAAAGAUUAGGGAUCAACACCACUGAGAUGCAUCAAAGACCCUUUGUUUUGGUGUUUUUUUACGUCUCACCGCAUCAUGUAAUGACAAAUUCCAUGUUUAAUGAUUGUUUUACUGUUUCUUAGCAGGAUUUCAUGCAAAUGAAUGUUCAUAACGAAGACUAAACACUUGAAAUGAAGCGGCGCUGCUCGUGAAGAGUGCAAGGAGAGCGCAGCUGAGCCACAAGUGUGUGUAAAACAGAGAAGUCGUACAUAUGUAGAGCUGGCCCCAAGAGGAUCCCCAAACUGUGGAUUAACGAGGACCCAUCGCGUUUCCAAGUAUAUUCUGGGAACCUCGAGCCAAAGUGUUACUUGAGGUGGAAACACUUCUGCCAUGUCUGAGAAGUAUAGAAGACAAGAAAAAGGUGUUUUUUGUACACAGUGUUACUCUUUCAAUUAGCUGCUCAAUAAAAUUGGAAAGAAAAUACGUUGCUUCUUGUCCUUUUUAUUGCUCUCAGGCUAAAAAUGGUAUGUUGCAUGCUACUAUACAACAUUUUUUAAGCCAGGCGUACUAACAAUGGAAGUAAUGACCAUUUCACUUGUGCUCAUUGGCAUUUAGUCGGAAAUUGUACAUAAAGGCGCAUCUAUACUGUAUAUCAUCAAAACGAACCGUUAGACCAGUGGUGCGUGCUGAAAAAGGAUGCGG